Mus caroli (Ryukyu mouse) is the source of this 7515-nucleotide messenger RNA. RefSeq names its product adhesion G protein-coupled receptor L3 (gene Adgrl3). Gene Ontology annotation, biological process: adenylate cyclase-activating G protein-coupled receptor signaling pathway; cell surface receptor signaling pathway. Gene Ontology annotation, molecular function: G protein-coupled receptor activity; carbohydrate binding. Lineage: Eukaryota; Metazoa; Chordata; Mammalia; Rodentia; Muridae. Gene Ontology annotation, cellular component: plasma membrane. The record is from RefSeq and is a predicted model, not a curated record.
GAUUUUUGGUCUCCUCAGCAGCGGCUUUUCUUGCGGCGGCGGCGGCGGCGGCGGCUGCAGGAGGAGGGAAAGCAGCUCUGGCUAUGACUGCCGCAUGUUAAUAGCUCCCGCUUGGGUCCACCGGCUGCAGCGAGAGACACAGCCUGACUCCGAAGUUGUGCAACUGUGCCCUGAGAGAGACAUUUGAACCCUCCUUCUCUUUGCUCCGCUUUUGCCCCCCUGGGGCGUGUGAAGCGAGGAAACGUAAAGGAAGACUAGCAUUGGCUUUCCCGGCUUCCCCUUUCUCCAUGGCUGUGUAGAAGAAGAAAGGAAAAGAGACACUUUUUGUUGUUUCUUUGACUGGGGUCUCCACCCUCCUGUGGUCUCUGCGGUUUGAUCAGUCGUUGCUUGGUGUGACUGGGGUGUCUACAGUGGGACAGGUCCAUCUUUUUUCUGUUUUCUUUUUCUUUCUUUCUUCUUCUUUUUUUUUCUUCUUCUUUUUUUUUUUUUCUUUUUGUGUGUGUGUGCCCCGGGGCUCAAUGGAUGGAUUGUGGAAAACUGCACCGGGUUGCAGGUUGUUGAGCAACUGAUGGGACCAUCUCAGGGACCGGCGGUUACGAAAGAUGCUGAUUUAAAGAACUGCCCUGAAAACUGAAAUGAUUAAUUCAGAAAGGCAGAAGACAAAGCUAUGGAUUUUUAGCAGUCACAGAACAAAUUAAGGUGUCUGACUUGGGAUAUCAGUGUUUAUUUUUGAGGAAUUUUUCUUUCUUUUUAUGUUUGGUUUUUAAUCAUUGAUAUUGGAGUACUGAAGAGGAGCCAGAAGUCUAUUGAUUUGGUUUCACUUCAGACCAGCCAUUCCUCUGAGAACACAGUCAUGUGGCCACCACAGCUGCUCAUCCUCACGAUGCUUUUAGCACCUGUAGUUCAUGGUGGCAAGCACAAUGAGAGACAUCCAGCCCUCGCUGCUCCACUGCGACACGCUGAGCGCAGCCCAGGAGGCGCUCUCCCUCCCAGACAUCUCCUUCAGCAGCCGGCGGCAGAGCGCUCAACGGCUCAUCGAGGACAGGGGCCACGCGGAGCUGCCAGAGGAGUCCGUGGACCAGGUGCCCCAGGAGCACAGAUUGCAGCCCAAGCUUUCAGCCGCGCCCCAAUUCCCAUGGCAGUUGUCCGCAGAGAGCUCUCCUGUGAGAGCUACCCCAUUGAGCUCCGUUGUCCGGGCACAGACGUCAUCAUGAUCGAGAGCGCCAACUACGGGAGGACCGAUGACAAGAUCUGUGACUCGGACCCUGCUCAGAUGGAGAACAUUCGGUGUUAUCUGCCAGAUGCCUAUAAGAUUAUGUCUCAAAGAUGCAAUAACAGAACCCAGUGUGCAGUGGUGGCAGGUCCUGAUGUAUUUCCAGACCCAUGUCCGGGAACAUAUAAAUACCUUGAAGUGCAGUAUGAAUGUGUCCCUUAUAAAGUGGAACAAAAAGUUUUUCUUUGUCCUGGACUGCUAAAAGGAGUGUACCAGAGUGAACACUUGUUUGAAUCUGACCACCAAUCUGGGGCAUGGUGCAAAGACCCUCUACAGGCUUCUGACAAGAUUUACUAUAUGCCCUGGACUCCCUACAGGACUGACACCCUGACAGAGUAUUCGUCCAAAGAUGACUUCAUUGCUGGAAGGCCAACAACUACCUACAAGCUCCCUCACAGAGUGGAUGGCACUGGAUUUGUAGUAUACGAUGGUGCCCUCUUCUUCAACAAGGAGCGGACGAGGAACAUUGUAAAGUUUGAUUUGAGGACUAGGAUAAAGAGUGGAGAGGCAAUCAUAGCAAAUGCUAAUUACCAUGACACCUCCCCAUACCGAUGGGGUGGCAAGUCCGACAUAGACUUGGCAGUGGAUGAAAAUGGAUUAUGGGUAAUCUAUGCAACAGAACAGAACAAUGGCAAGAUUGUCAUUAGCCAGUUGAACCCUUACACCCUACGGAUUGAGGGGACAUGGGACACUGCCUAUGAUAAAAGGUCAGCUUCCAAUGCAUUCAUGAUUUGUGGGAUUCUGUAUGUGGUCAAAUCUGUAUAUGAGGAUGAUGACAACGAGGCCACCGGUAAUAAGAUUGACUACAUUUACAACACUGACCAAAGCAAGGAUAGCUUGGUGGAUGUACCCUUUCCUAACUCUUACCAGUACAUAGCAGCUGUGGAUUACAAUCCCAGGGACAAUCUGCUCUAUGUGUGGAAUAACUACCAUGUUGUGAAAUACUCUUUGGACUUCGGGCCUCUGGAUAGUAGAUCAGGGCCAAUACAUCAUGGACAAGUCUCCUACAUCUCUCCACCAAUUCACCUCGACUCUGAACUAGAAAGACCCCCUGUCAGAGGGAUUUCUACCACAGGAUCCCUGGGUAUGGGAAGCACGACCACCAGCACCACCCUCCGGACCACAACCUGGAACAUAGGGAGGAGUACCACCGCAUCCUUGCCGGGCAGAAGAAACCGCAGUACCAGCACGCCAUCCCCCGCCGUAGAGGUGCUGGAUGACGUCACCACACACCUGCCUUCGGCAGCCUCCCAAAUCCCAGCUAUGGAAGAGAGCUGCGAGGCUGUGGAAGCCCGAGAAAUCAUGUGGUUUAAGACCCGACAGGGGCAGGUAGCAAAGCAGCCGUGCCCAGCAGGAACCAUAGGUGUAUCAACUUACCUAUGUCUUGCUCCUGAUGGAAUAUGGGACCCCCAAGGACCAGAUCUCAGCAACUGCUCUUCUCCUUGGGUCAAUCACAUAACGCAGAAGCUGAAAUCUGGAGAAACAGCUGCCAAUAUUGCCAGAGAGCUAGCAGAACAGACGAGAAAUCAUUUGAACGCUGGGGACAUCACCUACUCAGUCCGUGCCAUGGACCAGCUGGUUGGCCUCUUGGACGUCCAGCUCAGGAAUUUGACACCAGGGGGAAAAGACAGCGCAGCCCGCAGCUUGAACAAGCUUCAGAAAAGAGAGCGCUCUUGCAGAGCCUAUGUCCAGGCGAUGGUGGAGACAGUUAACAACCUCCUUCAGCCACAAGCUUUGAAUGCAUGGAGAGACCUGACGACAAGUGAUCAACUGCGUGCGGCCACCAUGUUGCUUGACACUGUGGAGGAGAGUGCUUUCGUGUUAGCUGAUAACCUUUUGAAGACCGACAUUGUCAGGGAGAAUACAGACAAUAUUCAGUUAGAAGUUGCAAGGCUGAGCACGGAAGGAAACCUAGAAGAUCUAAAAUUCCCAGAGAACACGGGCCACGGAAGUACCAUCCAGCUCUCAGCAAACACACUGAAGCAAAAUGGCCGGAAUGGAGAGAUUAGAGUGGCCUUUGUCCUAUAUAAUAACCUGGGUCCUUAUUUGUCUACGGAGAAUGCCAGUAUGAAGUUGGGCACAGAAGCUAUGUCCACAAAUCACUCCGUUAUUGUCAAUUCCCCUGUUAUUACAGCAGCAAUAAAUAAGGAAUUCAGUAAUAAAGUGUAUUUGGCUGAUCCUGUGGUAUUUACUGUUAAACACAUCAAGCAGUCAGAAGAAAAUUUCAACCCUAACUGUUCAUUUUGGAGCUAUUCCAAGCGCACAAUGACAGGUUAUUGGUCAACACAAGGCUGUCGACUCCUGACAACCAACAAGACACAUACUACAUGCUCCUGUAACCACCUCACCAACUUUGCAGUAUUGAUGGCACAUGUGGAAGUUAAGCACAGUGAUGCAGUCCACGAUCUUCUUCUGGAUGUGAUCACGUGGGUUGGCAUCUUGCUGUCCCUUGUUUGUCUCCUGAUUUGCAUCUUCACAUUCUGCUUCUUCCGGGGACUCCAGAGUGACCGUAACACCAUUCACAAGAACCUCUGCAUCAGCCUGUUCGUGGCAGAACUGCUCUUCCUGAUUGGAAUCAACAGAACCGACCAACCAAUUGCCUGUGCAGUGUUCGCGGCUCUUUUGCAUUUCUUCUUCUUGGCGGCCUUCACCUGGAUGUUUCUAGAAGGGGUGCAGCUGUAUAUCAUGCUGGUGGAGGUCUUUGAGAGCGAGCAUUCCCGUAGGAAGUACUUUUAUCUGGUUGGCUAUGGGAUGCCCGCGCUCAUCGUGGCCGUUUCUGCGGCCGUGGACUACAGGAGCUACGGAACAGACAAAGUAUGUUGGCUUCGCCUUGACACCUACUUCAUUUGGAGUUUUAUAGGACCGGCAACCUUGAUAAUUAUGCUGAAUGUCAUCUUCCUUGGGAUUGCUUUAUACAAAAUGUUUCACCAUACUGCCAUACUGAAACCUGAAUCAGGCUGUCUCGACAAUAUCAACUAUGAGGAUAACAGACCCUUCAUCAAGUCAUGGGUUAUAGGUGCAAUAGCUCUGCUCUGCCUCUUAGGAUUGACCUGGGCCUUUGGACUCAUGUAUAUUAAUGAAAGCACAGUCAUCAUGGCGUAUCUCUUCACCAUUUUCAAUUCUCUACAGGGAAUGUUUAUAUUCAUUUUCCACUGUGUUCUACAGAAGAAGGUACGGAAAGAGUAUGGGAAAUGCCUUCGCACGCAUUGCUGUAGUGGGAAAAGCACGGAGAGUUCGAUUGGCUCAGGGAAAACAUCUGGUUCUCGAACUCCAGGACGGUACUCCACAGGCUCGCAGAGCCGGAUUCGGAGAAUGUGGAAUGACACUGUCCGAAAGCAGUCAGAGUCGUCCUUCAUCACCGGAGACAUAAACAGCUCAGCAUCGCUCAACAGAGGGAUGCCUUCCAGAAGCCCUCCCGAGGUGCACCGUGCAGACCCAUCCCGCAACAGGACACAGGACUUAUGGACCUGAGACUGACGCACCACACACAUUAUCCAUGGUACCUUGCAGCAAAAAUAUGCAUACGUGAUGGAGAAACCAUGAUUAAAAUAUUUGAAUGCAGAAAUGUGUACAUUGAAACGUUCCAAUUAAAGUUCAUUGUUGUAACUGGAGGAUUCAGUUCUUCCUUUAGGCAUUUCUUUUUUAAAUCAUCUUCUUAGUUCUCUGAGAAUUCUGUAAAAUGUGUUUUAAUCAUAUUCAUCUCUCACCCAUCUCCUCCCAACUCAUCUUCCUUUCCUACCCAUCCAACUUUGCACCCGCCUUUUGUUUUUCUAUCAAAUCUAAUUUGUGCUGCUCAUAUAUUCUAGGAUAUAUGGCCUUCUUCUGGAGUUUGGUGGACUUAUGAGGGUUGAUUCUUUUAAGGGAAACUAACUCUCACUCUCCCAGCAUCUCUCAAGUGCCAACAACUGCUCAGCUAAGGUUGGGACUUCUUGUCUACCUCCCCUCUCCAGACCUGGAUUGGAUUGGUUCUUCUUGAUGCUCAGGGAGAACACAGCACUCUCUGGUCAGUUCCAGCAUCAGUGACUCACAGGCAUAAGUAUAAAUUUUAAAAGUGUCUUAAACAAGAGGAUCAGAAUAACUAUUUGUUGUAUAUUAUAAAUACAUGAAUAUUAUUUGAAAAGGCAUAGAAGUAUGUUUGAGUAUACCGUUUCAUGUAUUACAAAAUGUAAGGGUGCAUUCCAACAUAUCUGAUGUCCCUUGAUCUCUAACUCCCUGGUUUUAUUAAAUAUACAUAUGUAUAUGUGUAUAUAUGUGUAUAUAUAUAUAUAUUUGUAACGAUGUAACAUCAGACAUGAAACAUUGAUCCAUAUAACAUAAGACACAGUUUACAAUAAUGGUGGCAUCAGUAAGAAUCUAAGUAAUAAGUUGAUCAUUCUUGACCAUUUUCCUCGUGAAAGAAAAAUUUAGUGGCCCCACAUCUCAUAGCAUAUAUAAAGAACAUUUUAAGGUUUCUAGACAGAAACUAUUUAUCAAAUACUACAUAUGGCAUUACUACUGACAAAUCACAUAGCAGCUACUUCUUCUGGUUUACUAAUGACGAAAACCAGUUUUGAUCAUGCUGAAAAAUAAUAUUUCCAUCCAUUUACCAAAAUUUACUAAAAUUGUUAACAGAAAGCACUAAGAAAUUUAUAAGGAAAAAUAUUGACAGAAAUAGUCUUUUAGAUGUUACAGUCAAAAGGCAACCUUAAAACAUGUUUAUCAUUUGUGAUUAGGGCAAUUUUGUACUUUUGAGAACUUAUUAUUGGGAUUUUUCUCUAUAAAUAAAUAUUAACUAUUUCACCCAACUUUUAUUGAUUAUUUUUAAGUAUUUUCUUUUCUUUGAGAAAGAAAUCUGCAUUAAAUAAAUUCUGGUUCCCUUAUAAAGCCUGGAUUUUCGUCUGGUUUUUACCGUUGGAAGGAUUAUUCACCGUCAUUUUGCUAUUAAAGGGGCAUAACGUGGGUCUCAUUUUGGAAGUCUUGUUGUGCCAUUUGACCAUUUAAAACUUGUCUUAAACAUUUUUUGUUAAUGUGCAGAUAAAAUGAAAAUUAAUGUUCUAGUAUUUAGUCGAGUAUGUAUGUGUGUUACAAAUAUUUUCUCUAAUUUUAUAACAUUUCACUUCAUUCAUUGUUAUGGUUUUGGGUUAUGUACAGAAUAAUGGGUUCCACAAAGUCAUUUUGUGUAUUUUUCUAUAUGAGACAAAACAGGUAAUUUUUGUCUUUUGUACCAGUAUCAUCUCCUUCCUCUUCCCUCAGACCCCUUCCUCCCUCUGCUCAGUACCCACUCUAUUUUCAGGCCCUGAGUUUGCAUGUCCUUCUGUGUUCUCACCCAGGGUCUCACCAGGUUCUUCAUCACUGUUCUUUGUCUCUCAUUUUGCAUCAGGGAUGACUUGUAUAUAGUGUGGAAAUUUUCACUUUAAUUUUUUUCUAUAAAAAAUAAAAGUUUAAACAAUUUUCUUUCAUAAUGUGAAAUAUUACAUGUCAUAUGUCCAUAUGAGUGGAUAUGCUUUUGGAUUUUCGGUUUAUCAGAUUAUCACGUUGCUCACCUUUACAACUGCUGUUUAUUAAAAUCCUAGAUGGUCUUUAUUUAUUAUGGCUUUAUAAUGACUAUCGUUGUUCAAGAAUUUCAUUUUUGCUUUGCUUUCUUUCUACUACUCUUUACAUUUGAAUAAAUGAUUAUAAAAUGCCUUUUCUGGAAUCCAGAGAAAACCUAUUGUAAAUUGGAAUUUAUGGCAGAUGUGAACAUAAUCAGGAGACAUUCUACUUCCAAAUACAUCCCUUGUAUUCCCAAGCAUGACUCCCAUAAUCCAAAUCAUCAUGUAAAGUUUAGCUCAUAGUUAUUAUUUCUUAAACUCAAUUUCAAAAUAUAUAUUUGCUCUUGGGAUUUAAUACUGGAAAUUUAUUCAAAGAGCAUAAUUGUUUAUGAUAAAGACAUUAAUAUACUUGAAGUUUGUAUUGCAGUUAUUAUGAAUACUUCUGGGAUAUGAUGUCUGAUAUUUUCCUGAUAUUAUAAUUUCUGUAAUAGCUUUACAACACCUGUGAUACUGAAGAUAUCUGUUUGGUCUAAUAUAUGGAUUCUGUUUAAGAAUUAAGGUACAUGGAUAUAUAAACUACUUAACUACAGAUUUCAUUAUUAGAUGUUUACAGGAAGUAUUCUUGGCUAGAGUUCAAAAGCUGGAGAUGUUUUCAUGGUGCAGCUUAUUUGUAAAUAUUGUGCUUAAUCAAGAUAAAGUUUUAAGUAGUUAAAAAUAAAAGUGAUGCCUUGA